Molecule: messenger RNA, 1300 nt
Organism: Cyclopterus lumpus (lumpfish)
Lineage: Eukaryota; Metazoa; Chordata; Actinopteri; Perciformes; Cyclopteridae
Gene: txnl1
Product: thioredoxin-like 1
Exons: 8
Coding region: 264-1067 (267 amino acids)
Source: RefSeq, a predicted model, not a curated record
GCUUGCUUGCGGCGCAGGGCACUUUAGUCUGUCCCGUGAACGUUGUACUGGAAAGCGUUCGCAGAUCUUCGUUCCGCGGGUUUUGGGAGCUGACAUCAGCCUAAUAGCCACGUUAGGUGUAGAUUUGUAUUUUGUAUUGCCAAGAAAGCAAGGUUAGCAUGCUAUAUGUAGCAGCUGUUAGCUCAAUAACGUUAGCUCUAUUGCUUACAAUGACAUAGCAGUAUUACAGCGACUUGGCUGCUCGGAGUUCGUGAGAUUUAAUUAUGAAAAACAGUGACAGUACCCGUUCAAAAAGGUGUCGGCCCUGUGUCAGAAUAGCUCCCGCCUUCAACACGUUGAGUAACAAAUACCCACAGGUCGUCUUCCUCGAAGUAGAUGUUCACGUUUGUCAGGCAACAGCAGCCGCCAACAACAUCUCAGCCACGCCGACGUUCCUGUUCUUCAGGAACCGGGUUCGGGUGGACCAGUAUCAGGGGGCAGACUCUGCGGGUCUGGAGGAGAAGAUCAAACAGCACACAGAGAACGACCCGGGAAACAGCGAGGACUCCGACAUUCCAAAGGGAUACAUGGACCUCAUGCCUUUUGUCAGCAAAGCUGGCUGCGAGUGCCUCAAUGAGAGCGACGACUGCGGCUUCGAUAACUGCUUAAUCAAAGACUCCACCUACAUGGAGUCCGACUGUGAUGAGCAGUUGCUGAUUACUAUUGCCUUCAACCAGCCUGUGAAGCUCUUCUCUAUGAAGCUCCUGUCCUCUGAAUUUGCCCAAGCACCCAAGGUGGUGAAGGUGUUUAUCAACCUCCCCCGGUCGAUGGGCUUCGACGACGCCGAGCGGAGCGAAGCCACCCAGAGCCUGGAGCUUUCAGAGGAAGACUACAAAGACGAGGGUUUGAUCCCGCUGCGCUACGUCAAGUUUCAGAACGUGCAGAGCGUCACGUUGUUUAUCAAGUCAAACCAAGGAGACGAGGAGACGACAAAAAUCAACUACCUGACGUUCAUAGGCACUCCAGUACAGGCCACCAACAUGAGCGACUUCAAGAGGGUCGUGGGAAAGAAAGGAGAGAGUCACUGAGCAGGAGAACCAACGGGACGGCGAGAAGAAGAGGAAGAGAAGGCUGCAGAUACAGCCACGGACUUUCCCUCUGCCAAAGCUGCCACACACACAUACACGUACAUACAGCCUCCAGCUGAACUACUCAAGCUGUGAGUGAAUUCUCCGUCUGUGAAGACUCGGUCUACAAAUCGUUUGUAUUGUAAUUCUGAUGAAAAUGACUGUAAAUAAAACACAAUCCUUUUUCAAAGGCA